Megalops cyprinoides (Indo-Pacific tarpon) is the source of this 1588-nucleotide messenger RNA. RefSeq names its product syntaxin-11-like. Gene Ontology annotation, biological process: synaptic vesicle fusion to presynaptic active zone membrane; exocytosis; intracellular protein transport. Gene Ontology annotation, molecular function: SNAP receptor activity; SNARE binding. Gene Ontology annotation, cellular component: presynaptic active zone membrane; SNARE complex; plasma membrane. NCBI's taxonomy places the organism in Eukaryota, Metazoa, Chordata, Actinopteri, Elopiformes, Megalopidae. The coding region runs from base 178 to 1059 and encodes 293 amino acids. The transcript is spliced from 2 exons. The record is from RefSeq and is a predicted model, not a curated record.
GGAAGGAUAAGUUCAGAAGCAGCGCUGAACAGCUCCACCCAAUCAGUCUGUAUAGAGGUUUGUUCACACCGAAUAUAAUUAUUCUGAAAGGCAAGAGAAAAUGUUCCCUCGAGUGUUUAUCUGCUUUGUUUUAAAUUUGCGUCGUUGAACAGGCUACAGAGGAUGAGAUAAGGCAGAAUGAGAGACAGGCUGUGUGAUCUUCAGGCCAUCACCCAGGCCACCCAGGGCGAGAGGGCCCACCCGGGCGAUGGAGGCAAGGGUCAGGACGAGGACCAGCUGGAGCAGCAGGCGGUUGUGUUCCGGGGGGAGGGCGUCAUGGAGGAUGUCUUCCGGGAGGCGCAGAGCAUGCGGAAGGAGAUCGGCCUCCUCGCCGUGGAUGUCAAGCGGCUGGGCAAGCAGAACACCCGCUUCCUGACCUCGGUGCGCCGCAUCAGCAGCAUCAAGCGCGACUCCAAUGCCAUCGCCCGCGACAUCAAGGCGCGCGGGGAGGCCGUGCACAAGCGGCUGCAGAAGCUGGGCGCCCUGAGCAAGGAGCUGGAGGAGGAGUACGGCGUCAACGCAGCGCUGGUGCGCAUGGUGCGGUCGCAGUACACCUCGCUGUCCAGCGGCUUCCACGAGGCCAUGGCGGAGUACAACCGCGCCGAGGAGGCCCAGCGCGAGAACUGCAAGGCCCGCAUCCAGCGGCAGGUGGGCAUCAUGGGCCGGGAGGUGACGGGCGAGCAGAUCGAGGAGAUGAUCGAGACGGGCAAGUGGAACGUCUUCUCCGAGAACCUGCUGACCGACGGGCGGACGGCGCGCUCGGCGCUCAACGAGAUCGAGAACCGGCACAAAGAGCUGCUGGAGCUAGAGGGCCGCAUACGGGACAUCCACGACCUCUUCCUGCAGAUGGCCAUGCUGGUGGAGGAGCAGGGUGCCAUGCUGGAGAACAUCGAGGCCAACGUCUCCGCCACCCAGGACUACGCGGCCGAGGCCGUCAUCCAGAUCAAGAAGGCCGUCAAGUACAAGAAGAGCAACCCCUGCAAACGGCUGUGCUGUUGCUGUUUCCCCUGCUGCAAAUAGCCAAGAAAAAAGCCCUAGGAAACUCCCUGACUGCACGUCCUCAGAGCUACUCGACACAACACGCUCAUGCAUGGGGGAGGAAGAGUGUUACUGAAAUACGGUACAGGCCUGGGAACUUGCAGGCGGGUAGAAAAGCAAGCGGUUUUGAUUGAAAAUACUGCGCAGAUCUUUCUCACAUGAAAGAUAUUCUAAAUAAACGCAUUACAUGACUUCACACGUGAAAGAUGGUGCGAGGGAAGAGCACUAGUGACUUUGUGUCGCGUUGUUUUUACUGCCGUGUGUAUAAGCUUGAAGCGCUGUGCUACAUUUCCUCGGGCUUUGAAGACUAGUGGCAAUGUGUAACUGGCAUGUGCCGCAAACGUUUGUAUUAGAUGCACAGUAAAAGGACUUGGUCAGUUGUAUUCACGUGUCAUAUUAUAAAUAUUUUUUAAUUGGGAUUACGCUCAUGAACUUGUACAUUUUUUUUUGCCACCUUAAUAUGACAAAAUGGUUUGCGAUGGUUUGCUAUUUGAUGAAUGAAUGUGUGUUU